AUGGCGUUCUUUUACCACAAAACAAGUGAUAUAUAUGACCAGCACGUGCGCGAAAAGCCUUGUGUUCGCAUCUUGGAUAGGAUAGCAAGCCAGUGGCACCGGAUUGUCACAUUCUUGGCCACCGCCCUCGCUUUCGGUCUCGUACUGUAUGCGUUUCUUUCGGAUCAGUGGGUGGAAGUAGAGGGAUCGCUGGUGUACGACUACGUUUUUAUUGGCUUGUAUAAAGUCACGAUGGGAUUGGCGGGAUACCAUGUCACCGUACCCACGGACGCUUACAAAUACAAUGCGCAGGGGGUGGAAGCCAACAAGUACUAUAGUAGCGCCGACGUCUCGGGCCUGUUUGGGCUCAACCUACUGUACGACUUCCCGUCAUCCACUUUAGGGCUCCUCGCGUGGUUGCAGUUUCUGGUCCUCGCUUCUGUGGGCAUCGUACUGCUCACCAUGACGUACAUGUGGCUAUUCCACCAGUCCGUUGAGACGCGCACCGACCUUGUGGCGGGAUUGUACCUGGCUGCCUCGUUUGUACUGACGCUGGUUAUCGUUUUGGUGUAUCCCCUGUCUAUUAGCCAAUUGUACGUCCCUUCAGAACGUGAAAUGACCGUGCACAUGUGUGGUGCGAAUGCAGGCCCCUACAACCCGGGAAACUGUUCGUUGGGAAUCGGGUACUGGGUUGUGGUGGGCUCUCUGGUCCCGUUGCUCGUGGGUUGUGUCGCGAGCAAUAAAAUGACGUUAUCGCCGUACUGGUUGCAGAAGAAGGCAGCGGUGAGAGAGGCUAAGAAGGAAGAGAUGAAUAAGGGAAAAGUAUAA
Molecule: messenger RNA, 807 nt
Organism: Sphaeroforma arctica JP610
Lineage: Eukaryota; Ichthyosporea; Ichthyophonida
Exons: 1
Coding region: 1-807 (268 amino acids)
Source: RefSeq, a predicted model, not a curated record